AUGUUAGAGAAAUUUUGGGAAGACGAGAAUGUGGAGAUUAAAACUAACACACCUUAUACAUUAGAAGAGUUACGAGCUGAGAAAAUUUACGAGAAUACUACAACACGAGAACCUAAUGGAAGAUACGUCGUCGCACUUCCGUUUAAGCACGACGAACCUAACCUACCUACACAUACAUAUGAGAGAGCACUAGACAGAUUCAAGAGAUUAGAGAAAAAACUAUCACAAGAUGAGAAACUGAGUCACGAGUAUAAUAAAGUCAUGAGAGAGUAUCUUACUUUAAAUCACAUGGAGCCGGUAAAAGAGAGAACGAGAAACGAGAGAGCCAUAUACCUACCGCACCAUGCAGUAUUGAGAGAAGAUAAAAUUACGACAAAAGUUAGAGUUGUGUUUGAUGCUUCGAGCAAAGGAAGCAACAAUAUUUCACUUAAUGAUGAGUUAUUAAUUGGUCCACGAUUACAAGAAGAAUUACGUAGUAUUUUGAUGAGAUGGAGAAUGCAUAAGAUUUGUUUUACAGCGGACAUAAUCAAAAUGUACCGACAAAUAAGACUGAGAAAGGAAGAUACAGAUUAUCACAGAAUAUUAUGGCGUUUUAGUGAUGAAGAAGAAAUACAAGAUUAUAGAUUGCUAACAGUCACAUUUGGCACAGCAUGUGCGCCAUACCUUGCAAUAAAAACACUUAAACAAGUAGCGAUAGACGAAGAUAAGGAUGAGUCAUUACAAGAGGCACAGAGAGCUAUUCUAAACGAUUUUUUCGUUGAUGACAUUUUAUCAGGAAGUUACGAUGUAGAAACUGCAAUCGACAUUCAAAGUAAAGUAACAAAAAUACUACAAGCAGGAGGUUUUGAGCUACAAAAAUGGAAUUCUAAUAGUAAACAAUUUAUGGAAGAGAUCGAGAAUAGUAAAAGAGCAUCAAAAAAUGAGAUAGAGCCAAACAUAAAAGAUACAAUAAAAACGUUAGGUAUUAACUGGAAUACACUAACUGACAAGUUACAAAUAACAAAUACAGUCCACAAUUCGAAAAUAUCACUUGAACCAACUAUAACUAAGAGAAAGACGCUUCAGCAGCAGCAUAUGCCGCAGUGGUUUACGCUAGAGUUGUGCAAUCCAAUGAUGAAGUCAAGGUUUCGUUGA
Messenger RNA from Papilio machaon (common yellow swallowtail), 1134 nucleotides. RefSeq lists its product as uncharacterized. The transcript is spliced from 2 exons. The record is from RefSeq and is a predicted model, not a curated record. Lineage: Eukaryota; Metazoa; Arthropoda; Insecta; Lepidoptera; Papilionidae. Bases 1 to 1134 code for a protein of 377 amino acids.